AUGGACGUGCAAGAAUCAGUGCGGAAGCAAAACGAGAUCGUUCUGAGGUUGGCUAAGCACGUGAUCGCCACCACCGCCGGAAAAACCUCUAACCUCGUCUUCUCGCCAGCGUUAAUCAAUGUCAUCCUCAGCUUCAUCGCCGCCAGAUCUCCCGGAGCAACCCAAGACCAGAUUCUCUCUUUACUACAGGCUUCUUCGACCGAUGAGCUCAACGCCGUCUCCUCCAAAAUCGUAACCACCGUCCUCGCCGACAGCACCCCAAGUGGUGGUCCAACGAUCAACGCAGCCAAUGGCGUCUGGAUCGACAAGUCUCUCUGUAUCGAACAAUCUUUCAAAGAUCUCUUGGAGACUUCCUACAAAGCUGCUUUCAAUCAAGUCGAUUUUCGAACUAAGGCUGAUGAAGUGACUGAAGAAGUCAAUGCAUGGGUUGAAAAACAGACAAACGGACUCAUCACUGAUCUUCUUCCACCUAAAACUGUUUCUCCUUGGACUGAUCUCAUAUUUGCUAAUACACUCUUCUUUAACGGAAGAUGGGAGAAAGAAUUCGAUCCAUCGCUAACAGUAGAUUCCGAUUUUUACCUUCUUGAUGGAACCAAAGAACGUGUGCCCUUCAUGGUCGGUAACUUUGGAACACGUCUCGUUGCUUACGAAGGUUUCAAAGUCCUUGAUCUACCGUACAGAUUAGGACGUGAUUACAUGGAAGACCAUCGUCGUUUCUCAAUGGAAAUCUUUCUCCCUGAUGACAAAGAUGGGUUGCCUUCAAUGCUGGAGACGUUAGCUUCUACUCGUGGAAUCUUGAAUGCCUCGGAAGCUCUCAAGGGUUUGGGUUUGACAGUGGAGACGAUCUUCCACAAGUCUUGCAUCGAGGUGGAUGAAGUGGGAUCUAAAGCUGCAGCAGCUGCUGUAACCUUGGAAACCUCUUGUGGUCCUGGAGAGAAGAAGUAUGACUUCGUGGCUGAUCAUCCUUUUCUCUUCCUUGUCAAAGAAUACAGAAGCGGACUGGUUUUGUUCCUAGGUCAAGUCAUUGAUCCUUCUAUGCAUUGA
Molecule: messenger RNA, 1044 nt
Organism: Microthlaspi erraticum
Lineage: Eukaryota; Viridiplantae; Streptophyta; Magnoliopsida; Brassicales; Brassicaceae
Source: the annotation of a GenBank genome assembly